AUAUCUGCUGUUAGACUUUUAGCAGUGAACUAAAAGCAGAACUAACAUUUGCGGCCAGUAAACUGAAAAACACUGGCGUUUUUAAUUUAUCUGUCAAAGAAUAUAUUAUUAUUAUUGCUCAGUAUGAGUAUAUUGUGAAUAAGAUGCCUUAGAAGAACACAUUACAUUAAUGGCAUUUAGCGUACAGAGCUCAGAUACCAGGAGUAGCCUGGGGUUAGGUACCUUGCUCAAGCCAAGGGCACUUCAACUAUUCCUGCUGGUCCAGGGAAUCGAACCUGUGACCUUUUGGUCACUUUUUGGGAAGUGCAAAUGUUUAGCGUCUUGGAUAUGGGAGCAUCACAGCAGUAGAAGGUGAUCAUGGCAAAAAACAGAACUCUCUCCAACAUGGUGAUUACAUGCGAGUGGGCCUCGUGUACUUUUAAAGGUCAGACUAUGGAGGAACUGAGUGAUCACAUGUCUUUACAUUUGAAGGAGCAUCUUGGGGAUGGGGACACCAUGGAGGAGCUUGAUGAUUAUCAGUGUCUCUGGCAGGGUUGUGAGUUCCUGGCUAUGGGAAGUCCUAAUGAGCUCAUUGCCCAUGCACACUUCCAUAACUUCCACAGCAAACUGAAGUUCAUUGGGACUCAGUUGCUCCAGUCCCAUCCUGAGCUGCCCAGCUGUACUCAGGAUUUGCAUAGUAACAACCUGGUCACAGACAUCUCUGAAGGAUUUGUGUGUCAAUGGGAACACUGUGAUAGUUCGUUUAACAAUCCAGAGUGGUUUUACCGCCAUGUGGACAUGCAUGCACACUGCACCGAGUUACAGCCACUCCCUGAUCAACAGCAGGCUCUCUUCUGCAGCUGGAAAGGCUGUGAUGCCUUCUUUAAGAUCAAGUAUCGGUUGCGUGAGCACCUGCGCAGUCACACACAGGAGCGUCUGGUGGCCUGUCCAACCUGUGGCUGCAUGUUCUCCAGCAACACAAAGUUCUUCGAUCACAUUCAGAGACAGGCUGAGCCAGAAGAUUCUCUUACAUGUGCCCAUUGUGACAAAGGCUUUGCUAAUGAGAGACUGCUGAGAGACCACGUUCGGCAGCAUGUGAAUCACAUAAAGUGCCCACUGUGUGACAUGACCUGUACAUCUCUCUCCACCCUGAAGAUACACAUCAAAUUCCGCCACUGUGACGAGCGCCCGUUCGCCUGCGACUUCUGUGAGAGCAGCUUCAAGAAUCAGCAUGAUUUACGGAAGCAUAUGGAGACCCACAAUGAAGGAGCAGCUUACCACUGCACAGUAGAGGGCUGUGGUUACUCUUCUCGCAUGGCUCACACCAUGAAGCAGCAUUAUAAGAGAGUACACGAGGAAGGGAACACGGUGUCCAGGUAUAAAUGUCAUCUGUGUGACAAGAACUUUUCAUGGUGUUACACCCUGACCCUUCACCUGAGAAAGAAGCAUCAGCUCAAAUGGCCAUCGGGACACUCCCGCUUCAGGUAUAAAGAAGAUGAGGACGGCUACCUGCGCCUGAACAUGGUUCGCUUCGAGACUGUUGAGGUAACAGAAGAGUUGAUAAAGAACAUGGCAGAGAAACGCACUCCUCGCAAGCUUUCAGGCUCUAGUGCUCAGACUAAGAGACCAGCGCUACAAACCGAGAGCAUGAAUGAUGUUCCUACAGCGUCUCCUUACCCCUCUGCUUCAUCCUCCUCCUCCUCCUCCUCUUCAAUGACCAUGCUUGUGAAUGAAGAUGAUGGUGCAGUAAAGGACAGAGCACCAGCGUAUUGUAUACUGAACACGGCGACUGGGGAUCAAGGGAACACUGCAGACUCUGGGACAGAGUCGGGGGCAGUGAGAGCACUGACUGCUGUAGCUCGAGGGCUGGGUAUGGAUGUAGUGUGAGGAGAAAUUCCACACAACACUCCAAACCACCAUUACUGUUGUACUGUAUCUGAUUUGCAUCACACAUGAAGUCAUAGACAAGCAAAGCAAAAAUUCUGGAUUGUUAGCAAGUUAGCAAUUUUAGGGUAAAAUAUUCCCUUUUUAAAUGCUCUUUUGAUAAAUUUGAUUUUAUAAUUGUUUCAGCUUGGAAAUAACCUCUGGUUCUAAUGCUGAUUGUAGAAUUUAGUGUUUACAGUCCAUCCAUCUACAUCAAUUCAUUUUGCAGUUGUUUUAGCUGAUGGCUGAUUUGUUUUUACAGUGUUUGUUAUACUUGUAAAAAAAGAAGUUAGAAAUUUAAGUCAGUUUACAGUUGCUGACUUUCUUUUUGUAGAUGCUACAACAAUUGUUAUCAAUAUUAAUCCAACCAAAAAA
Molecule: messenger RNA, 2277 nt
Organism: Neoarius graeffei (lesser salmon catfish)
Lineage: Eukaryota; Metazoa; Chordata; Actinopteri; Siluriformes; Ariidae
Exons: 10
Coding region: 358-1866 (502 amino acids)
Biological process (GO): anatomical structure development; regulation of transcription by RNA polymerase II
Molecular function (GO): RNA polymerase II cis-regulatory region sequence-specific DNA binding; DNA-binding transcription factor activity, RNA polymerase II-specific
Source: RefSeq, a predicted model, not a curated record